Messenger RNA from Brassicogethes aeneus, 2377 nucleotides. The record is from the annotation of a GenBank genome assembly. NCBI's taxonomy places the organism in Eukaryota, Metazoa, Arthropoda, Insecta, Coleoptera, Nitidulidae.
GUUGACAUAAAACUCCCCAGGCCGGUGUUUUGUUGGAUGACGUAUACGCUUCAAAAUGUAUUAACCGGCGUUUAUGCAGAAUUUAGUGAUUUAAACGCGAAAUAUUAAUGUAAAAGUUAAUUGUAAACGUUUUUGUAGUUAUAUAAGUGUUAUAUUAAGCUAAAAAUACAGUAAUAAAGAAUCUCUUGUAAAAUGCAUAAUACAAGUAAGAAAAAUGAAAAAAUUGUAACUCAUGUUCAUCAUGAAAACGUUGGGAAACAGGAAACCCUAUUGACUCUCUCGAUUUUAACUUUAGCUGCCAUUCUUUCAUUUGCAACGAGAUUAUUCUCAGUAUUAAGAUUCGAAAGCGUAAUUCACGAGUUUGAUCCAUAUUUUAACUAUCGCACAACCAAGUAUUUAGCUGAACAGGGUUUCUAUUCCUUCCACAAUUGGUUUGAUGACCGAGCAUGGUAUCCCUUGGGAAGAAUUAUCGGGGGUACCAUAUACCCAGGUUUGAUGGUAACCUCGGCGGCAUUCUACCAUUUAGCGUGGCUACUGAACAUCACAAUCGAUAUAAGAAACGUGUGUGUUUUCUUGGCACCUCUAUUUUCAUCUUUUACAACUAUUAUAACAUACAUGUUAACAAAGGAGGUUAAAAACGAAGGGGCAGGUCUAGUUGCAGCAGCAAUGGUGGCCAUAGUGCCAGGAUAUAUCAGCAGAUCAGUUGCUGGCAGUUAUGAUAAUGAAGGGAUUGCUAUUUUUUGCAUGUUGUUUACUUAUUAUACCUGGAUUAAAGCUGUCAAAACUGGAACCAUUUUCUGGGGAACCAUGUCUGCUUUAGCAUACUUUUACAUGGUGUCUUCUUGGGGAGGUUAUGUAUUCUUGAUAAAUUUGAUACCAUUACAUGUAUUGACUUUAAUGGCAACUGGAAGAUUCUCACACAGAAUUUAUGUGGCAUAUAGUACUUUAUAUUGUGUUGGUACUAUUUUGUCAAUGCAAAUUUCCUUUGUUGGCUUCCAGCCUGUGCAGAGUUCUGAACACAUUUUGGCUUUGGGAGUAUUUGGUUUGUGCCAAAUCGUGGCAUUUGUGGACUACAUAAGAAGCAAACUAUCCAGGGAUGACUUUGAAACUCUGUACUCGUUUUUAGUGUACACAGUUGGUAUUCUAGUCGUAUUCGCCGGCGGUAUUUUAACUUUGUCCGGUAAAAUAUCGCCGUGGACCGGUCGAUUUUAUUCCCUCCUAGAUCCUUCCUACGCGAAAAAUCACAUUCCGAUCAUUGCCAGCGUAUCGGAACAUCAACCCACCUCGUGGAGUUCGUUCUAUUUCGAUUUGCAGAUUUUGGUGUUUUUGUUCCCAGCUGGCUUGUACUUCUGCUUUAAGAAUCUCACUGAUUCCAAUAUUUUCAUCAUUUUGUAUGGAGUCACCAGCAUUUAUUUUGCGGGCGUAAUGGUGCGUUUAAUGUUGGUACUGGCCCCUAUCAUGUGCAUUCUCAGCGGCAUCGCGGUAUCUCACCUGCUCUCUAAGUUCAUGAAAAACGUGGAAUCCUCCAAACCGUCCGAGCAAAAGAAAAACAAAAAGCACGAAUCGCAAAUGCUGCGCAAAGAGGUCUCCUUCACCUUCGUCGCCAUAGUCACCUUCUUGCUGAUCUCGUACAGUUUCCACUGCACGUGGGUGACGUCGGAGGCGUACAGCUCGCCUUCGAUCGUUUUGUCGGCGCGAUCGCACGACGGCGGCCGAAUCAUCUUCGACGACUUCCGCGAGGCGUACUAUUGGCUGAAAAUGAACACGCCGGAGGACGCGAGGAUCAUGUCUUGGUGGGAUUACGGGUACCAGAUAACCGCAAUGGCCAACAGGACCAUUCUGGUGGACAACAACACCUGGAAUAACACGCAUAUCAGCAGAGUUGGCCAGGCUAUGGCCAGUUCGGAGGAAAAAGCCUACGAGAUUAUGAAGGAGUUGGAUGUUGACUAUGUUUUGGUUAUUUUCGGCGGUCUCACCGGCUACUCUUCAGAUGAUAUCAACAAAUUUUUGUGGAUGGUCAGAAUUGGCGGUAGCACUGAUAGAGGCGCCCACAUCAAAGAAUGGGACUACUAUUCCCCAAGUGGUGAAUUUAGAGUGGAUAAAGAUGGCUCUCCCACUCUACUGAACUGUUUAAUGUAUAAAAUGUGUUAUUACCGAUUCGGACAAGUCUACACUGAAGGUGGCAAACCUCCUGGUUAUGACAGAGUCCGUGGCGCUGAAAUCGGUAACAAAGAUUUUGAGUUGGAUGUUCUAGAAGAAGCGUAUACCACUGAACAUUGGCUUGUUAGGAUUUAUAAGGUUUAAAGAUCUUCCCAAUAGAGGGGUUUAACAAUAUUUUUUGUAAAAAUUUUCAAUAAAAUUAACUAUAAGCACCUAA